Molecule: messenger RNA, 1107 nt
Organism: Symbiodinium necroappetens
Lineage: Eukaryota; Dinophyceae; Suessiales; Symbiodiniaceae
Source: the annotation of a GenBank genome assembly
GUUUGGCGCGUCUUCGGUGUGUUGGCGGCCUUAUACUGCUUCUUGUUUGGAUUGGACUUGAUGGGCGUGUCCUUCAAGGCCUUGGGAGGCAAAGGCGCUGGGAAAUUGUUCGCGAUCACUGAGAACCCUAUCUCAGGGCUUAUGGUGGGCAUUCUGGCAACAGUGUUGGUGCAGUCCUCGUCAACCAGCACAUCCAUUGUCGUUGGCUUGGUCGCCGCGGGGCAGCUCGCUGUCCACAACGCAAUCCCGAUUGUGAUGGGGGCGAAUAUCGGCACAUCCGUGACGAACACAAUUGUCUCCAUGGCACAUGUUGGUGAGCGCAAGGAGCUGGAACGUGCGUUCUCCGGCGCCACUGUGCACGACAUGUUCAACAUGCUUAGCGUCAUCGUCCUACUUCCUGUUGAGGUCGUGGUGGGCGCCAUCCAGCGUGACGGCGGUCCCAUCUACUGGCUAUCAAUGACCAUGGCAGAUGCCAUCGUUAGCAAGUCGGAGGUGACGUUUCCGUCUCCGAUCAAGGCCAUCGUCAACCCCAUCGUAGACCACUUCCUGGAUCCGGAUAAAGCCGUGAUUAAGGCAAUGUCGCUGGGGCCGCCUCCUGCAGUCGCUAGCGAUGCCUUGGGCUGCGAGGGUGACUGCUCGACGUCCUUUUGCGUCAGCAAGGCUAUGCAUGCAGCAUGGGCCAAAGUUGACGAGGCUGGUCUUCUCUCGUUGCCGGCCUGCCCUCAGGAGCUCUGUGGAGAGGGUUUCGAGUGUCUGCAGAAUGCGGCCAGCUUCUAUGCGGAGUACAUCGAGGAGGGCGAGAUCAUUGCUUCAGGUUUUCUCAAGCCGCUGGGCGAUGUGGCGGGUGGUGCCGUGGCGUUGGUCUGUUCGCUGCUGGCCAUUUGCUUCUCCCUCUUCUGCCUGGUGAAGCUUCUGCACGCCUUGAUGAUUGGCAAGGCGAAAGUCAUGAUCCUUCGGGCGACCUCGAUGAAUGACUACCUUGCCAUGGGCGUCGGGGGAAUCCUCACCUUCGUCGUCCAGAGCUCGUCUGUUGUUACUUCCGCGCUGACGCCUCUUUGCGGGUUGGGCCUCAUGACUGUGGAGAAGAUGCUGCCAGUUACCCUUGGU